AUGUCAGACGAGACAUCAGCUUCACAAGCUCCUGACGAGGUCAGCGGUCAAGCUGCGUUUUGGAUUCUCAUAACACUAGCAACCGCUGCUAUCGUUCAGCCAUCAGCAAGAAGCAGACGAAAAGGCCGUGAUGUAUUCGAUGGUACCAUAGACCUUCUACGAUGUAUCCCGGCUGUUUGUUUCCUCGACUCUAUUGCCGACCUUGUCUCACUAGCAACCGCCAUCUAUCGGGCAUUUUCUACGCCAAAGUCAACACAAAAUACUCGCCGAAGGGCCUUCCCUAAAGCGAGUACGUUUAUUGUCAAAUUGGCUUUGUCCACGGUCACGGUACUACCUCAGACAAUCAAAGUGGCCAGUUUAAAGGGUGUCCUGGCAACGCAGGCUUGUGCCUUUCUAUUCUUCAUCUCCACUACGACUAGACUAGUGGUAGACUUUUGUGGUCUUGAGGAUGACUCAAACUACACAAAUGCUCGAGACAAAGCUCUCUCACUGAGCAUACCAGCAAUGUUGGCAUUACUUCUUCAGUUGCCGUUUGAAGCUUGGAUCUGGUAUAAUAUCAGUUUUUCAGCCACCUUGAACCUAUCAACCAAUAUGGAGAAUCUCUGUUCCUGGUUAACAAUUAUCUGCAUCGCGGUAUUGUUCACACAACCUCUAAUAUGGAUAUUGUACCUUAUUGCCCGCCGAAGAUUCGAUAUGUCGGCUUCUCCGUACAUGGUUCCUAUGCGGGGGUUCUACCUAUUACUUGUUAUUCUAGGAGUGUCCAAGAAGCCUGCUGUGGACGGAGACUCAGAAUCCGAAUCGACCAUCAGGCCGCCACCGGCUUGGUCGGGUCGCCUGAGUUAUACAAUAAGCCUAAUGCUUUGUGUCGCCCUCAUCAGCAUAGCUGUGACAAAGAUACUGGAUGCUCUCGGAAAAUUAGUCUCUCGUGGAGAUGACACCGUGUCAACAACCAAUAUCCCAUCUGAUGUACCACCCGAAGGGCCGUCACCUGAACAAGAGAGCACGGAUGACGAUACCGUGGAAGUGAAUGAGCCGCUGUCGGUGGGAUUAUCUGCGACUUGGUUGGGAAGACUUGGCGCAAUUGUUGACCGCUGGCUUAUACGUGCCCUUACCAUACAUUCAAGGGCCAGUGUGGGCAUUCUUUUGACUGUCUUUAAUUUAAUCACAACGACAAUCUAUUACCUGGUGUAUUUCGAUGGUUCUGGUACUGUAAACCCGAAUUGGACCAGUGUCUUGGGAUGA
Molecule: messenger RNA, 1242 nt
Organism: Fusarium poae
Lineage: Eukaryota; Fungi; Ascomycota; Sordariomycetes; Hypocreales; Nectriaceae
Exons: 1
Coding region: 1-1242 (413 amino acids)
Source: RefSeq, a predicted model, not a curated record